AGAAAAAAUUCUAAAAAGUAAGUUGUUGUGAAAACAUGUAAUUAAAAAUGCAAAAAUAAAUAACGAUGAAAGUCAAACAGCAAAUAUGCGUAUAAAAUUUUUGAUGAUUUCAUUUUUGCCUUGAAAAAAGAUAUAGAGGGAGAGGAAAUUCGUGUCGUCGCAUAGGGAGACAAAAUGGUAUUAGACAAGCAAAAUGGAUAAAUCUUGUGAAUUAAAUAUGUGUGCGUGUUGUGUGAUAAUAACAGGAAAAGUCAACAACAAACCAACAAUACCAUUUAGUUUUAGAUAUUGACAAAAAAAGAAAAAAGAGAAAAUGUUUUGAGUACUUCAAGAAAUUUUUCAUUUCACUUUUGCAAUUCAAAAACUCGAGAAACAAUUGAUUUUUCCAUAUCAUUAGAAAAACAUUUUUGGUUUUAAGGAUUUUAUUCGCAGUUUAAUUACUUGACAGUUUUUUUUUUUUCGGCUAGAAAUUAUAACGAAAACAUAAUAAUAUUGUGAAAUUUAAAAAAAUAAAAUUAGGGGGUUGGCUAAACGACGAACUCCAAACAAAAUAAACCAGGCGGGAGCAGACACGGCAAACCAAAUACGUUUUAAUAAUUUCUUGUAGAAGACAUAUAGAGCAAGAAUUUUGUAUAAAAUUGAAAAAUCGCGAAACAUUUACGGAGCCGCAGUUCAUAUGCCCUAACGUAGCGAGAAGAAAUCUUGCGAAAAAGAAAACCCUUGGCUGUACUUCUUAGUGUACACAUACAUAUAGAGAAAAUAUAAAAGCUAAUACAAAUACAUACACAUUAUUUACGCCAUGGAAAAUCCACCGUUGUUUAAUAGUGUUGAGGAUGAAUGCCGUUAUUGGAAGGAAAGAGCCAAGCUUUUUCAUAAAGAAUGGACAGAUGUUAAGCAAGAAUUUGACGAGUUUGUCGAGCAGUCACGAGAAAUGGAGGCCGAAAUGGAUGCUAGUUUAGAACAAAAGCUUGCUGUAAUUAAAGAUCUCAAGUUGAAAAUUUCGUCAUUGGAACAGGAAAACGAAACGCUUAAGGAUAAACUUGAUUCUCAUAAUGUAGAAUAUGCAAAUGUGGAAAAGCAAUUGGAGAAUAUGAAAAAGGAACGUGAUUCAAUGAAAGAGUACCUGCGCCAAUUGGAACAGAAAAAUGAUGAUUUGGAGCGGGCACAUCGUAUAUUAAACGAAAGUAUUGUCGAUUUCGAGAGGAUGCUUGACAAAGCAUACGAAAAAAAUGCUUUACUUGAAAUGGAAGUGGAUGAAAAGGAAAUAUUACAAGAAAAAUUGCAAAGACUAAUGGAUGAGACAAGGGAUCUUAAACAAGAACUGAAUGUAAAAACACGUUAUUCCACCAACAUUUCUACCACCAGCUCAAUUACGAAAAAUGGUUUAACAGCGAGUACGACUGAUUUGACUUGUACAGGCAUAGUCAAUGGAGAACUCUUAGGUGAUAAUACGCAACACAUUACCAAUUGUAAUAAUGCCGUUAAUCACGUGACCAGCAACGGCACAACUAUUAUCGAAUCAACCACAAAUAUUAAUGAACAUCAGCAGCUGCAACAGCAAAACCAACGCUCAUUAAAAAGAAAACCCUAUAAUGACCCGGCUAAUAUACUUAAUGGUAAUGCUAUGUCAGCCAGUUCGCGUACAACAGCAUUAAACAUUGUUGCUGAUAUGCUCAGGAAACUCAAUUUGGAUAAAGCAUUGUUAUGUCCACAAUGUCAAAGAUUUCGUUGCAUUUGUUUGCCCAUCGACACGUCAUCACCAUCAAGCACUACUAUCUCUAAUAAUUCCACAGUCAUGAAUGUACAAAAUGUGAACGCAAUAUCCACAGAUUAUCCAGUCAGUCACACAAGUGUCGUUGGUAAUGAGCUAUCGCAACCAGCAAAUGUCAACGAUGAUGAUAUUGUAGCUUUGCGAAAAUGUCGUUCCUCUUUUACACAAAGUAGUACAAGUUUAAAUUUUAGUACAAAUAUUUUUAAACGUUUCGCUGAACGUAUCAGCGGUAACGGGACAUUCCCCAAUAUCAGCCUAAGGACUUCUUUAGUUAACAGUAACGGUAGCGAUGAAUUGUAAUAAUUAAAUAUUU
Molecule: messenger RNA, 2084 nt
Organism: Glossina fuscipes
Lineage: Eukaryota; Metazoa; Arthropoda; Insecta; Diptera; Glossinidae
Gene: nudE
Product: nuclear distribution protein nudE homolog
Exons: 6
Coding region: 800-2071 (423 amino acids)
Biological process (GO): cell migration; chromosome segregation; vesicle transport along microtubule
Cellular component (GO): kinesin complex; centrosome; kinetochore
Molecular function (GO): microtubule binding
Source: RefSeq, a predicted model, not a curated record